Molecule: messenger RNA, 1833 nt
Organism: Camellia sinensis
Lineage: Eukaryota; Viridiplantae; Streptophyta; Magnoliopsida; Ericales; Theaceae
Product: 26S proteasome non-ATPase regulatory subunit 4 homolog
Biological process (GO): proteasome-mediated ubiquitin-dependent protein catabolic process
Cellular component (GO): cytosol; proteasome regulatory particle, base subcomplex; nucleus
Molecular function (GO): polyubiquitin modification-dependent protein binding
Source: RefSeq, a predicted model, not a curated record
UGAGUUGCCAUAUGCGGGCUCAGCCCGGUCCGGCCCUAACCAUGACCAUGUUCCUUCACCAAUCGUUCUGUGCAAGAAAACUCUCUUUACUUUACAAAGUCACAGAGAAACGAAUACUGAGAGCCUUUCUGCAAAACUGCAAUUGAAUCCCUCUCAUUCGAUUAUCUUCAAUCUCCAACCAUGGUGCUCGAGGCGACAAUGAUUUGCAUUGAUAACUCUGAAUGGAUGCGAAACGGAGAUUACUCUCCCACAAGAUCUCAAGCUCAAGCUGACGCUGUUAACCUGAUCUGUGGGGCCAAAACCCAGUCUAAUCCGGAGAAUACUGUGGGAGUUCUGACAAUGGCGGGUAAAGGGGUUCGCGUUUUGGUCACUCCUACGAGCGAUCUUGGCAAGAUCUUAGCUUGCAUGCACGGUGUAGAAAUCGGUGGUGAUUGUAACUUGGCAGCAGGGAUCCAAGUGGCACAGUUGGCUCUCAAGCAUCGCCAAAACAAAAAGCAGCAACAAAGGAUUAUUGUACUUGCAGGGAGUCCUGUCAAAUACGACAAGAAGGUAUUGGAAAUAAUUGGAAGGAAGUUAAAAAAGAACAGUGUGGCUCUUGAUAUUGUUAGUUUUGGUGAAGAAGAUGAUGGGAAAACAGAAAAGCUCGAGGCCCUUCUUGGUGCUGUCAACAAUAAUGACAGCAGUCACAUUGUUCAUGUUCCUCCUGGUCCAAAUGCUCUAGCUGAUGUUCUGAUAAGUACUCCUAUCUUUACUGGGGAUGGGGAAGGUGGAAGUGGUUUUGCAGCAGCAGCCGCAGCAGCUGCAGCUGGUGGCGUUUCCGGUUUUGAUUUUGGUGUGGAUCCAAAUAUGGAUCCUGAACUGGCUCUUGCUCUCCGAGUUUCAAUGGAAGAGGAGAGGGCGAGGCAGGAAGCAGCUGCUAAAAAGGCUGCAGAGGAAGCUGCAAAACAGGAAAAAGAAGGGGAACAGGCAUCCACAUCACAAGAUGCAACCAUGACUGAAAAUGCCAGUGCUGCAGCCCCCGAAGCUGAAAAUAAGACAAAUGAUCUAAUGGAUGAUGAGAAUGCUUUGCUACAGCAGGCUCUUGCUAUGUCAAUGGAUGACCCUGCUGCUAGCGUUGCUCUGCGAGACACAGAUAUGUCAGAGGCAGCUGCAGAUGAUCAAGACUUGGCACUUGCUCUACAGUUGUCUGUGCAGGACAGCACUGAAGAUCAAGGAAGCCAGACAGAUGUGAGUAAGCUGUUGGCGGAUCAGUCAUUUGUGUCGUCAAUCCUUGCUUCGCUUCCAGGAGUUGAUCCAAAUGAUCCUUCGGUCAAAGAUUUGCUUGCAUCCAUGCAAAAUCAGUCUGAGCUUGGUGGCUCCUUCCUUGUUUUGAACACAAUAGAGUGUGCAUGUGUGUACACCCUUCUUUCUCUCUCUCUCUCAGGGUGGGAGUGGGUGUGGGGCAGAAGGAUGAAGAUAAGGCACCAAAUGAAGAGGACAAGAAAUGAUGCCCAUGCCCAGUGCUGAUUUCGAAUGCAUAAUUUCUGAACCUUCAAGUCAGGUUGUUCUGCUACUGAUGUGAACGGUGCACAAGAAGGGUUAAUGUUAGUCUACACAGUACUAUGGAACAAACUAUCGUUUUUUACAUGGAAGGGGCAUUGUUAGAUGUUGCUCUCCUUUUUUUCUUUUUAAUUGUUUCAGUACAGAGCUCUUGCUUUUAAUGUGAUUUUGCAUUUCUGUUCAUUGGUAUCUUAAUUGCUUCAAUUGCACUGAUCAAAUAUUAUUAAUGGUGCGCUUUAGCUGCGUUUUACUGUGUGGGCUUAUCUAUAUGAAAAUUUCAUUUUAGUUGAGAAA